UUACAGACGGACUCGAAGCCUGCUCUUGAUCAACAAAACAAAACAAACCCUUUACUUAUUAUUUACAUGUUAUCUUAACAUUUGACAAUAAUAGGCAACGACAUAUGCCAAAGACUUUCUUAAUAUGUUUCCAAUAAAAUAGUAGUCACGUUUGUCACGCAAAAUUCGAAAUCAAUUUAUUGAGUUAGCUUUGGUGUGUAUUUUUUUAGCACUAUUGCUAAGGUUGGAAGCUAAUAAUUACCGCGGCGAAAUACGUUUUGCUACUUCUCGUUAACCUGGCAACACCAGAAAGCCGUGCAUCAAUAGGUAGUUAACCUCAAUAUUAUAUCGCAAUUUUAGCUUGGGCUUCGGUGGCUCGCGUUUAAUUAGUCAACGUUAGCGAACACACCCAUUUUUGUCGUUAUUCCAUUUAACUAUGUCACUGAAGAAGUAUAAUAUGCCAGUAAAGGGCGAAGAUCGUUGCCAGUUGGAGUAAAUGCCGCACAGUCGGUGAAGUCAUCCCUGACGUUAUGCGUCUCUUGCUCAAGAGAAUUCUAUUACAUGUCAUAGUAGCCAGAAGCGUCGGUUACAGUCAGUAAGGUAUUUCGGCGUGUUUAGCUGCAAAAUGCCUGGAAUAGUGGUUUUCGGACGGCGGUGGGGGAUCGCCAGUGACGACCUUGUUUUCCCCGGCUCCUUUGAACUGUGGCUCCGUGUCAUUUGGUGGUGUGGCACCAUGGUCUUGUUCACUUAUCACAAGGGUAAUUUUGAUUGCAAUGGAGGAGGGAUCUUACACACUUACCUGGUUGGACUGCUGGUUGUUCUGGCACUCAUCAUCCUGUCACUGUGUGCCAUCGUCUAUGUCAGUGCCCAAGGUACCAUUACGAACCCCGGCCCACGGCGUUCCAUGCCUGCGCUGGUCUACCUGCGAGCUCUUCUCUACAUCCCUGAGCUGGUUUGGGCCUGUCUGGGAGCUGUCUGGGUGUCUGAUGAAAGUCGGGGUUGUGAUCCUGCCACAGUGGGUUCUGUCAUCGCUGCGGUAGUUACCAGCUGGAUCAUCCUGCUGUUCACGGGGUUGGGAGUAGUUUUCGUCUUCGAUCCGUUGGGCAGCCCCCGUCCUCAGCAGGCUGCCACGGAGCCGCUGGGAGUGCGAGACAUGGAGAGCAGCGAGGGCACCCAGUUCCUGUCCACUGCCCGCUCCCUGGCUGUGAAGGUGUGGGAGAGCCGGAUCCGGCUCCUGUGCUGCUGUCUGCCGCAGGAUGAAAGCCACCGAGCUGCCUUCUCCAGCAUCGCGCAGCUCUUCAGCAACUUCUUCUCUGAUACAGACCUGGUUCCCAGUGACAUAGCAGCUGGUUUGGCUCUGCUCCAUCAGGAGCAGGAUAAGAUGGAGCUGAGCAGAGACCCAGACGUCAUUGUUACUCACAGCCCUUCUUCUCCAAUUGGACAAGAUCUGGAGAUUGAGUUGGAGAAAGCGGCACACUGCAUGCAGUUUGCUGCAGCAGCUUACGGCUGGCCGUUGUACAUUUACUCCAACCCCCUCACUGGACCCUGCAAGCUCAGUGGAGACUGCUGCAGGAGUCGGGCUGCUGAGUACGACAUCGUCGGGGGAGACCACCUUGGCUGCCACUUCUCAUCCAUUCUGCAGAGCACUGGUUUGCAGUACAGAGACUUUAUCCAUGUCAGCUUCCACAACCAGAUCUAUGAGAUCCCAUUUUUUGUGGCUCUGGAUCAUAAGAGGGAGGCUGUUCUAGUAGCUGUAAGAGGGACACUUUCACUGAAGGAUGCCCUGACAGACCUGUCUGCUGAAUGUGAGAAUCUGCCUGUAGAUGGAGUUUCUGGAGCCUCCUACGCUCAUAAGGGUAUGUGCCAGGCAGCAGGCUACAUCUACAAAAAGCUGGUCAACGAUGGCAUCUUGAACCAGGCAUUCUCCAUUGCACCGGAGUACAAACUUGUCAUCACUGGCCACAGUUUGGGGGCUGGCACAGCUUCACUGUUGGCUAUCCUCCUGCGAAAUUCCUUCCCCACCCUGCAGUGCUACUCAUUCUCUCCACCAGGGGGACUCCUGAGUAAAGCUUUAGCUGAUUACUCCAAGAGCUUCGUGGUGUCGGUUGUUCUGGGAAAGGAUCUGGUUCCCAGACUGAGCAUUCCCAACAUGGAGGAUCUGAAGAGACGGAUACUUAAAAUGGUUUCAAACUGCAACAAGCCAAAAUACCGCAUCCUGCUGCAGGGCUGUUGGUAUGAGCUGUUCGGAGGAGACCCGGACGAUUUUCCCACCGAGAUGGAAAACAGGAGGGAGGAGCAGCUCAGCCAGCCGCUGCUGGGGGAGGAGUCCCUGAUGAUUCGCCACUCGUCGUCCUAUCAGAGCCUGGCGUCGGAUGACUCACCCGCCCACACAGCUGCGCACCUGCCUCUCUUCCUACCUGGACGUGUCCUGCACAUCACAGAAGACGGGCCGUCACGGAGAUCCUGUUUCUCCCAGGUUCGGUACCGUGCAGAAUGGUCCAAUGAAAUGGCGUUCAGGAGUAUUUUGAUCAGCCCCAGGAUGCUCACAGAUCACAUGCCCGACGCUGUGCUCCGAGCACUCAACAGCCUGACCGCCGACAGGCCCUUCUCCCUCUGCCAGUCAUCUUCAAACAGCAGCCAGCAUAACACAAUCUAAGAUGCACUCUUAUGACUCACUUCUUACAGACUCGACAGCAUCUCAAGCCAAAUUCUGUUUCCGUCUUAACGUCUGAUCCAGGACAGCUUCAGCUACUUCACUUUGCCUGACAUCCCAACAUUUCCUGACAUGCCUGAUUAUUCUGCUUCUCCAACAUCUAGAAUUGAUUGUAAUAAUGAUGGAAGAUGUGAAAGUGUGUGGAUGUUUGCCUGUUGUGAUUUUGUGAGAUUGAUCCUGAUUUGUAAACACAAAAGAGCACAUGUUGUUCUGUUGCACUUUUUAUUUAAUGCAAAAAAAGCUAGUUUUGACUCAUAGUUAUUAUAGAAAAGCUCCAUGCCAUGAUAUUUGAAUGUGUGCUGUGUAAUGUAUUUUACAAUGCUGCUGUUUAACUGAAAUGUCAGUGUUAUGUUUUGUGCUGUAUGAGAGGUGUAUGACUGGUAAAAACUGCCCCUGCCCAUGUUACUCUGAGUUUGUUUAUGAGGGUAACUUAAUAACAGUGAUUGGCAAACAUUAUAAGAAAGCAAAUAAUGUUAGGUUUUACUUCAAAAUGUCGUGUAGUAAUUGUAGUUAAUGUGUCUUGUGUUUAUUGUCUUGAGACAUCAGGGUGAACAGUGCCUAUGCAUUUAGGGAAAAGCAAGCCUACAACAUUACUUUACAGAAAGGUGGUGUGUUUACGGGAAGUUUGACUGCAGUUUGAACAGUGCAUGAUGUUAUUAUGGCACAAACGUGAUGGUCACAAGCGAUAAAAUGAUUGUUCUUAAACAUUUUGUGAUUAUCUGUUUACUUGCCAUGGAUAUUUCAUCUGUUUUUCAGGUGAUCUGUGAUGUUAAAAUUUGAGUCGGCUCAUGUCUGCAUAACUAUUUCACAACUUCAAAGGAAUGCAGUUGAUUUCUUGAUGCAAAUAAAAGCAUUUGUGAAG
This is a messenger RNA of Melanotaenia boesemani (Boeseman's rainbowfish), 3554 nucleotides long. RefSeq names its product diacylglycerol lipase, beta (gene daglb). Lineage: Eukaryota; Metazoa; Chordata; Actinopteri; Atheriniformes; Melanotaeniidae. The record is from RefSeq and is a predicted model, not a curated record. The coding region runs from base 605 to 2635 and encodes 676 amino acids. The transcript is spliced from 15 exons. Gene Ontology annotation, biological process: lipid metabolic process.